Messenger RNA from Bactrocera neohumeralis, 2009 nucleotides. RefSeq lists its product as uncharacterized. Gene Ontology annotation, molecular function: DNA binding. The transcript has 4 exons. Bases 1 to 810 code for a protein of 269 amino acids. NCBI's taxonomy places the organism in Eukaryota, Metazoa, Arthropoda, Insecta, Diptera, Tephritidae. The record is from RefSeq and is a predicted model, not a curated record.
AUGAGCUAUCGGAAUCCUAUAACGGAAUCCGAUGAAGACGAACUAUUUGCCUCCAGCCAGGAGACGAGUAAGAGUACUACCGAACAUACCAAACAAAGUAUACCGGUAGAUACAGCAGUGAAAACCACAGAGUUCAAUGAUGAUACCGAAUUCAAUGAUGAUACCGAAUUCAAUGAUGAUACCGGAUACACGGAACAGAGCACAGCAGAUAUCACAGUGGUAAAGGUGGAACAGAAGGAAAAGCCCUUCUUCUUGGUCUCGGCCUACUUGGCCCAUGACGAAGACUUACCACCGGCCCCGCUCGCCAGACUAGUAGAGGAGAACAGGAGGGAUGAUGUCCUAAUAGGGUGUGAUGCAAACGUAAGGCACACCGUAUGGGGUAGCUCCAAUAUAAACACCAGAGCAGCCAGCAAUGAUGACGAAACAAAUGAUGCGCCUGGCUCAUCGAAUCCCACCGAUAUGCAUGGUGGCGCAUUUCGAGCACCCGGCGUUAGGAUGCAAUCGCCCAACGGUGACCACGUAUCUGGCACUAAUGCGUCACAACAACAUAAUUCGAUGCCACACCUGCAGGCAUUCUACGGCGGCCUGCACUCGCAUCUGUUGCGCAACCAGCAACAUGCUGCAGCCGCAACGCAACGAGAAUCCGCAAAAGCAAACAAACGGAAGAAUCGUGAUCCCGAUAAGCUCUUCUUGCUCUCACUUUACGAGGAGAUCAAACGUGUGCCCGAAGAGAUACGACUCGAUGACAAGGGCGAACUUAUACAGGUGCUCAUCAAUCACAAACACAUGCACAAUCCACAGCGUCGAUAACGAGCCAAAGUACGCCCACCGCCAAAGACAAGACACAAUUGUCACAGCAUGCGCAAAUAAUGCACAGCAUGUCUUAGCUGCAAAGAAAUAUGACGAGGGUGCCGAUAAGCUGCAUCAGCAGAAAGAGCAGCGCAAACAGACGAAGAUGUCAAUCGCCACGACGGAUUCGGACCUCGCUCAACCAUGUCAACCGACGCCAUCAGUCACGCAAAGCUCUGACCAACGAGGCCUCUCCCGCAUACCACACGCCCAAGAUCGAGCCAGACUCGAGUCGUCUCGCCGACUUCGUCGUGCUGGUAACUUCCUUUCGGAUUGGCGGCAUGGCAACGAUCGACUGAGACUCGAUUCGUCUCAGCGACAUUGCCCGGACUGAGCAGAACUCCAUUCGUUCCGCCGGCCACCCCAUCCGAGGGGAAGGCGUGGACGAGACUUCAAGACGUCAAGCAUAUGCACGCCGUAUCAUCAAGGAUAGGCAAGCAACUCUACCUUGGCAGCAAAGAAGUACGCUGUCACCAACCGCCGUAAUAAGAGUGCGAACUACUACAAGGUUAAUAACAGUGCGUUCUAUGAUUAGCCCGAGUUCCACAAGUCAGCGCCAGUCGCGGUAAUUUUGGGAGCGGACGUCUACUCCCGGCUCAUGUUGCCAGGGUUACAACCAGCGGCAGUGGGAUAACUCAUCGCCCAAAAUACGACACUGGGAUAUAUAAUAUCCAGCGUCGUACAAUAAAGUGCACUGGCUGCCAACGCCUCUCACAUUUACCACCUACUCAGGAUCGAGUUAGACUUGAGUCGUCUCGCCGACCUCGGAAGGUGGUGACUUCUAUGCGAAUUGGCGGCAUGGCAAUGACCGACUGAGACUCGAUUCAUCUCAGCGGCAUUUCCCGGACCGAACCAGACUCGAUUCGUCUCGUCGGCCACCCCAUCUGCAGAGAAGACGUGGAAGAGGAAGUGCAGGAGCCAGUUAGUUAAGUUAGCUUUAAGUAAUUUAUUGUAAACUGCAUUUGCAGUAAUACUGCAAGGCGGGGAGAAUGUUGACGCCGCCCCCGCCCAAUUUCUUUUGCCACGUCUGUAUCGGCAGAGCAAUCAUUUAUUUUCUUCUUUUUCGAAGUUUCAAUUCGAGCGCAACUAAACACUAAUUAAAAAAGUUGCGCGCGCUCUCUCCUUUUGCGACCGUACAGCUAUACAGACGUGGUAAGUGU